AUGGCAGCGAAUCAAGAGGACUUCGUCCGCAUCGGCUCGCGCGCGACGACAAGCAGCGACGAUAUACCGACGCAGUGUACAAUCUGUCUCAAUGAGCUACAGUCGGGUCAGGAGGUCAGCGAGAUCCGCCGUUGCGGCCACACUUUCCACAAGCAUUGCUUACUGGCCUGGCUCAACUCACCGAACACACAGCAUAGCAGCUGUACGAUCUGUCGUCGGGAGCUCUUUCCGAGUCGCCACCCUCUACCUAUAAGCAUUCUUUAUGAAAAAACGCCACAUUUGCUAAUCGUGACGAUGCAGCCACCCUCAAAUGGUGGCGAUGAACAAGCAGAAUUGGCGGCCCUAUUCGCGAACUUGACGAACUAG
This is a messenger RNA of Alternaria rosae, 366 nucleotides long. RefSeq lists its product as uncharacterized. NCBI's taxonomy places the organism in Eukaryota, Fungi, Ascomycota, Dothideomycetes, Pleosporales, Pleosporaceae. Gene Ontology annotation, biological process: protein ubiquitination. The transcript has a single exon. The record is from RefSeq and is a predicted model, not a curated record. Bases 1 to 366 code for a protein of 121 amino acids. Gene Ontology annotation, molecular function: ubiquitin protein ligase activity.